Messenger RNA from Mixia osmundae IAM 14324, 1483 nucleotides. RefSeq lists its product as uncharacterized. The coding region runs from base 203 to 1405 and encodes 400 amino acids. The record is from RefSeq and is a predicted model, not a curated record. NCBI's taxonomy places the organism in Eukaryota, Fungi, Basidiomycota, Mixiomycetes, Mixiales, Mixiaceae. The transcript has 3 exons.
CGUGGACGUCUCGAAGUUCUGGGCGGUCUUCGUCCCAUCGUAUCGAUACACAAACAGCAACGAUACGAUUCCCCAUUAUCGCAGCGACACUGCAUCAGACUUUGACGAAGUCCGCCUGCCUACUGCUCCGGGCCACGAGCUACGAUCGACGCGUCUCACACGCAUAUCGGCGCACGCGAGGCGCCGCCAUUAGCGCAGCUCGAUGACAGCACCCUCUAAUUCGAAGCGGUCCACGCUUCCCCAGAGACAGCGGCGACGGAUGAUAUGCAGUCAAAGCGUCUGCAUCUGCCUUUGCUUGCUCUCGAUCCUAGUAGCGCCUGUCGAAGCCGGUCUGCAAAAGGUGCCUAGGGUGCAUGCGCGUCGACAUGCUGCCAGUAGCGCGUCAAAGUCUGUCAAGAUUGCCAGCACGGCUCGUCGGAGGGUACUCGUACCUGCCUCGACCACAGACACGCCGUCGCCAGCUGCCACUGCCGUCUAUGGCACGCGUGUCAGCACAGAGGUUGGCGCAAAUGACGCGGCUAGCUCGUCACUCGAUACGUCUGCAUUAGUGGCAUCCGUCGUCUCUUCCGUCGUCGCAUCCGCGGUCUCACAUGUCACUGCAACUAGUAGCGCAUACGGGGCCAGUAGAGGCGGCAGCUCGACCGCGUCUCGUACGAGGACAGGCCCACAGGCCACAGGGACACAGGUCGUGCCCCUAGCCACGAUGCCCCAACCAUUCGACACUGUCUUGUCGACAAACUUCAGCUCAACAGCAUGCCCUUCAUUCUUCGAGCAAUUUCUUGCCUCGCCGUCAUUCAGGUCUUGCUAUCCCUUCUCGCUCUUGCUCGGCACAUCAACCGCGUUCUUUCAGAUCCAGAGCAAUCUGACAGCUCUCUCCGCCGUCCUUGACAAUUCUUGCGCAGCGGACACACAAGUGUGCUCAGACAAGAUGAUCUCGCUUGCUCAAGCAAUACAAGACCCGGCUGCGUGCGGGAACGAUUUGAAAGCUGGCAAUGCGCUUGCACAGUCUGCACUCAAUGGCUUCUUGAACUACGACAUGAUGUCGCAAGUCGGCUGUCUGAAAGACAACAGCACAGGCGACUAUUGCUUCGCCGAAGCUGCGAGUAAUGAUACCAGCGUCACUGAUCUGUAUUGGUACCAGCUGCCUCUCGGGACGACACUGCCGAGUGGCACACAGGCCAGUUGCGACGCAUGUCUCGUGAAGACCAUGUCGAUCUACAGCGAUUAUGCUUCAAACUCAACGCUGCCAAUCUCCCGCACUUACAACCAGGCGAGAAGCGUCGGGAGCAUCAAUUGUGGUCCUUCCUGGUCGCCUCUCGUAGUCGCCACAGCUGCGAACAGUGCAGCAUCACUAUUUAUACCCGUCGCAUUCGUGCUCGUUUCAUUGCUAUUUACGCUGUCAUAGAUGGUGCCAAAUGUUGUAAACACAAAAGGUGAACAAGGGUAUUGCAAUCAACAUUGUAAUUUGCUGCUCAUGCGCGCC